Molecule: messenger RNA, 2517 nt
Organism: Sesamum indicum (sesame)
Lineage: Eukaryota; Viridiplantae; Streptophyta; Magnoliopsida; Lamiales; Pedaliaceae
Gene: BGAL17
Product: beta-galactosidase 17
Biological process (GO): carbohydrate metabolic process
Molecular function (GO): beta-galactosidase activity
Source: RefSeq, a predicted model, not a curated record
AAAACUGAAGAGGGAUGGUGAGAAAUUGGCUGUUUAUUUUGCUUGAGGUACUUAUUUGUGUUGAGAGAGUGUUUGUUUCUUGGUACAGUUGAAUUUGGAAAUUGGCAGUAGUUUUCUUGAAUGAUUUAUGUGGUUGCUGGUUCAAGAUCAUUUACAGUUGAAUUGGGGAAAAUCUUGUCUCCUUGUGCAUUUCUGCUGGCUUACAUUUCAAUGAGCAGAUUUUUUCAUGCUGCCCCGGACCAGUGCAGUAUGCCUACGAGUGCCCAUCUGCUUUAUGACGUGCUAGUUCUAAUGUGGGAUAUUUGCAAAGUUAAAACUUGAGGGUGUGAGCCAUGUAGCUAGCACUCUUCCCUUAAGGCAGAUGAACGGAAGUUUGAGAUAGCGGGGGACAUGUUCUGGAAAGAUGGGGAGCCAUUUAGGAUAAUUGGAGGUGACUUGCAUUAUUUCCGGGUGCAUCCUGAGUACUGGGAAGAUAGACUGCUGAGGGCAAAGGCAUUGGGCUUGAACACCAUUCAAACUUAUGUUCCGUGGAAUUUGCAUGAGCCAAGACAAGGGCAUCGCGUAUUUGAGGGUAUUGCAGAUAUAAUAUCAUUUCUCAAGCUCUGCAAGAAACUGGAUUUGUUGGUUAUGCUGCGUGCUGGGCCUUAUAUUUGUGGAGAAUGGGAUUUGGGUGGCUUCCCUGCAUGGUUGCUUGCUGAAGAACCUGCUAUCAGACUAAGAUCAUCAGAUCCUGCCUUCCUUGACUUGGUUGAAAAAUGGUGGGGCAUCCUACUUCCGAAGAUAUCUCCUCUUCUUUACAGCAAUGGAGGUCCUAUUAUAAUGGUCCAGAUUGAGAAUGAGUUUGGUUCAUACGGGGAUGACAAAGCUUACCUGCAUUACUUGGUCAAACUAGCACGAGGGCAUUUGGGAGAUGAUAUAUUAUUGUAUACUACUGAUGGAGGUGCUAGGGAAACUCUUGGGAAAGGAACAAUUCCAGGAGAUGCUGUUUUCUCAGCCGUUGACUUCACAACUGGAGAUGACCCAUGGCCCAUAUUCAAGUUGCAGAAAGAGUUUAAUGCGCCAGGAAAAUCACCUCCUCUUUCAGCCGAGUUCUAUACUGGUUGGCUUACACAUUGGGGGGAGAAAAUUGCUAGUACUGAUGCCACUUUUACAGCUACUUACUUGGAAAAGAUUUUGUCAAUGAAUGGGUCCGCCGUCCUCUACAUGGCACAUGGUGGUACAAACUUUGGAUUUUAUAGUGGUGCUAACACUGGAUCAAAUGAGGCUGACUACAAGCCUGAUCUUACAUCCUAUGAUUAUGAUGCACCUAUUAGAGAAUCUGGCGAUGUGGACAAUGCGAAGUACAAAGCUCUGAGAAGGGUCAUUGCCAAACAUAGCACAGAGCCUCUUGCUUCCAUUCCUCCCGAUAAUGAAAAGAUGGGUUAUGGACAUAUUGAGAUAGAUAAAGUUUCAUUUUUGUAUGACAUGAUUGACAUGAAAGACCUUGUUGACGUGGUUGAGUCUGAGAACCCAAUCUCGAUGGAAGCUAUUGGACAGAUGUUUGGCUUCGUUUUAUAUGCCUCUGAAUACAAUCCGAAAGGCAAUGGUAGUGUGUUGUCCAUACCAAAGGUGCACGAUAGAGCUCAAGUGUUUAUAUCCUGUACUGAAGAUAGUGCAAAAAGGCCAACAUAUGUUGACGUCAUCACGAGAUGGUCUAAUAGACCAAUUAAUCUGCCUUAUUUGAAAUGUGAAUCCAAAAAUAAACUAUUUAUUUUGGUUGAAAACAUGGGUCGCUUGAAUUAUGGGCCGUAUAUGUUUGACAGGAAGGGUAUUUUGUCUUCUGUUUAUCUUGAUUCAAGGCCCCUGUAUAAGUGGAAGAUGCUUCCGAUUCCUCUUCAAAAUCUCAACGAGGCCACACAAAUCAACCCCAUCAUUCUUAAUGCACAAAAGGGACUUCCUAAACGAUCUGCCCAGAAAAAGUUAAAAGACAAAAAAAACUCUGUUUUGGAACCAGCUUUUUAUACUGGUCACUUCAGUGUAGACAAAGUCAGGGACACAUACAUUUCAUUCAGAGGCUGGAGUAAAGGAAUUGCAUAUGUAAAUGAGAUAAAUAUUGGACGUUUUUGGCCGUCUAUUGGACCGCAGUGUAACCUUUAUGUUCCUGCUCCAAUGCUUCGACAAGGAGAGAAUACUCUGGUUAUCCUGGAGCUGGAAUCACCAAACACUGAUCUCUUUGUGAGCUCAGUUGACCAUCCAGAUUUCACUUGCGGUCCUACACGUUCAGCACUUAGGAAAUCCAGAGAACAUCGUUUACUAUCUUCAUGAUGACUCUGUUGCUGACUGAAUUUUCCAGAGACAGUUAGGCAUGUGUCUAUGUGUGCGUGUGUGUGUGUGUCUGUGUGUGAGAGAGAGAGAGAGAGAGAGAGAGAGAGAGAGAGAGAGAGAGAGAGGGAGGCCUGUAAAACAAAAAUUUCAUCUUCCAUUGCGAGGAAAUGUCAAUAUGAGAAACCCUUUUGAAGGGCACUGAAUGUUAUGCUA